Messenger RNA from Eruca vesicaria subsp. sativa (arugula), 6140 nucleotides. NCBI's taxonomy places the organism in Eukaryota, Viridiplantae, Streptophyta, Magnoliopsida, Brassicales, Brassicaceae. The record is from the annotation of a GenBank genome assembly.
CGUCACCAAGAAGUCAAAUUGUUUUUCUCUCGAUCCUCCUCUGAUUCCGCCAUCAUCAUCGAGUAACUUGCCAAAAAAUCUCUCCGGCGAGAAAUUUCCCCAGGGGAAGAGUUUCCCGUUGACCUAACUAACCGGAGUUACAGUGGAAUGGACUCGAUUGUAUGCACCGCACUGGAGGAAAUCUGUUGUCAGGGAAACACAGGGAUCCCUCUAGUUUCCCUCUGGUCACGGCUCUCUCAUCCUCCUCUAUCUCCUUCCGUCAAGGCACAUAUCUGGAGAAACCUAGUAUCAAUCCCUCAGCUCCAGUUCAAGGCGAAGAACACUGUCUACGGAUCAUCGGAUCCUUCGAUUCAGCUGCUGGAAGAUGCUCAUAGGCUCGAUUUGAGGAUCAUCGCGAAUGAGAAGCUCCGAGGUAACUUCGUUGGCUUGUACGACGCUCAGUCUAAUAACACGACUAUCUCAGCCGUUCAACGACGCGUUCUCGAGCGUCUAGCUGUUGCUCGGUCCAAUGGUGUUGCACAAAAUCUACUUGCUAAAGAGUUUAAUAUCGAAGGGAGGAACUUCUUUUAUACUGUGAAGCAGCUUGAGUCUCGAGGUUUGAUUGUUAGGCAACCUGCGAUUGUGAGAACUAAGGAAGUUGAUGGUGAAGGAGAUUCUAAAACCACCUCAUGUGUUAGCACCAACAUGAUCUACUUGAGUCGUUACUCCAAGCCUUUGGGUUCUCAGCAGAGGUUUGAAAUCUGUAAAGAGGACCCUUCGUUGGAGGCAACUGCUCCGGAAGAUAGUACACAGUCCGAGAUUACAAAAGAGGAUACGCUCAUUAAAGAUUUUCUACCAGCUAUGCAGGCUAUUUGUGAUAAGCUUGAAGAAGCUAAUGACAAGGUUCUAGUAGUCUCAGACGUCAAGCAAGACCUUGGUUAUCUGGGAUCACAUUCAAGGCAUAGAGCUUGGAGAAGUGUUUGUCGCCGAUUGACAGAUUCUCAUGUAGUAGAGGAGUUUGAUGCUGUGGUGAACAAUAGGGUGGAAAGAUGCCUCCGUUUGCUAAAAAGUUUUUCAGCAAAAGAUUUUACCUAUUGUGGGAAAAAGCAAUUCCUGAAAUUUGGAAGGAGUACUCAAAAAACAGAACAAACUUUGGAGCUUCCCAUAGAUAAUCAAAUUUAUGAUAUGGUUGAUGCUGAAGGAUCUAAAGGCUUAGCUGUAAUGGAGGUAUGCGAAAGGCUUGGACUUGAUAAGAAGAAGAGCUAUUCUCGGCUUCAUAGUAUCUGUUCACGAGUCGGGAUGCAUCUACAGGCAGAAAGCCACAAAAAGACUAGAGUGUUUCGAGUUUGGACCUCUCGUAAUGCUGGGACCGAUUCUGCUAAUUUGUUUCCUGAUAAAGCUGAAACGAUUAGCAGGGAAAGUAGCGUACCAAUUAAUGAUUCCAGCACACCUCAUGUUACUGGUGGAUUGGCUCAGCCUUUCAUCGAACACAGUCUUACAGUGGCUGAUGCUGACUUUGCUACGCCUCCACGGUUAACUGAUUCUGAAUGCAACUCAGGAGUUCUCCGAGUUGCUACACCUGUAAGGUUAACUGAUUCUGAAAGAAGUUCAGGAGUUCUCCAUUGUUCCCCAUCUAAUGCCACAAGAAGAAAUGUGCUUGCAUGUCGUAACUUGCAAGAAUCAUUCCAUGAGAUCGGUGAUAAGGUUGUUGAUACUGCAAUGGGGUCCCCUGAUUUGGCUUUAUCAGAAAUGAACCAUCUCGGUCUACCGAAGCCGUCAAAACUAAAAGUGCAUCAGCAAAUUCCUAUCACUGUUGAAAACGCUCGAAGAGAACGGAGGAUACUUGAGCGCUUAAAUGAGGAGAAGUUUGUUUUGAGAGCCGAACUACACAAGUGGCUUGUCAGCCUUGAGAAGGACAGGAGCACCAAGGUGGAUCGAAAAACCAUUGACAGACUUCUUAAAAGGCUUCAACAAGAAGGACUCUGUGAAUGCAUGGCCGUUAGUGUCCCAAAUGUAACUAAUUGUGGUCGUAAUCGUAGCUCUGUGAUAGUUUUGCAUCCGUCUGUUCAAAAAUUGACUCCAGAAGAAUUUGGUGUUAUUCAUGAUAGGAUUAGGUCUUUUGAACUAGGACUCCGUGGCCAGAGUUUGUCAAAGAGAAAAAACAACGAACCAAUUCCGAUAUUGAAUGACAUUCAGAGAGGUCAAAGUAAUGUGGAUUUGGAUGCACGAGCUAGCAAAUCAGGAGCCAUGCGAGCCAACGGGUUUGUGCUUGCAAAGAUGGUUCGCGUGAAGCUCCUACAUUGUUUCCUUUGGGACUACUUUAGCUCUUUACCUGGCUGGGACAAUGCCUUUUCUUCUUUACAUGAUCAUAAAUUUGAGAAUUUGUUUGCACUUGAAGAUGCUUUUAGAGCCAUGCCACUCGAACUGUUUUUACAAGUUGUUGGAUCUACUCAGAAAGCUGAUGAUAUGAUGAAGAAAUGCAAACAGGCUAUGCGUCUUUCCGAGCUUCCUAGCGAAGAGUAUAAGCUUCUAAUGGAUACUCUUGCGACUGGUAGAUUAUCAAUGCUUAUUGAUAUUUUACGUCGAUUAAAGUUGAUUCAGAUGGUAAGUAAUAGAUUCAGACAUGCCGAGGUUGAAGAGAAGUAUGCCAAUUUGACACAUGCAAUGGAGCUUAUGCCUUAUAUAGAGGAACCUGUGUUUGUUGCUGCCACACCAAGUAUCAUGUCUCUUGAUCUUCGUCCUCGUAUUCGGCAUGACUUUAUUCUAUCAAAUAGAGAUGCUGUAGAUGAAUAUUGGCUAACUUUAGAGUAUUGCUAUGCCGCUGCUGAUCACAGAGCUGCUAAGCAAGCAUUUCCAGGAUCUGUUGUUCAAGAGGUUUUCCGUUUUCGUUCUUGGGCCUCAGACUGCGUCAUGACAGCAGAGCAGCGUGCUAAGCUCUUACAGCGUAUUGCAACUGAUGAGAAGGAAAAACUCUCAUUCAAAGAGUGUGAGAAGAUCGCUAAGGAUCUGAACCUGACCUUAGAGCAGGUUAUGCAUGUCUAUCAUGCGAAGCGUGGAAGGCGCUUGAAAUCAAAAGAUAAAAACCAAGCUGUCGAAAAUAGCCCUUCUCCAUCUUAUGGGAAAAGAAAAAGAGAAGCUCCCGUAAAGACCACUGGAAAAGGUGUCAGAUCCAAAACAAUAGAUGGCCAGAAGGUUCUAAAUUCAGAUGCUAGUGAUGCCUCAAAUAGUGAGAAUAUUCUAAACACGAUACAAGAAGACCAAACCUGCAUUCCGAUGAAUCAACAAGAAGAUGAAGAGAUAAGGAAUGUUACUGAAGAUGAGGGUCAGUAUUCUUCUCUAAUCAACCGGUAUGCAAGUUUGAAGACCACAUCAACUCCUGCACAAAGAUUUUCCUGGACAGAUGAGGCGGAUAGGAAAUUGUUGAGUCAGUAUGUUAGACAACGCGCAGCUCAGGGGGCAAGAUUUCAUGGAGUAAACUGGGCUGCAGUUCGUGAACUGCCUGCACCUCCUUUAGCUUGCAAGCGACGGACUCAAACAUUGAUGAAGAAUGAUAAAUUUCGGAAGGCAGUCAUGAGGCUUUGCAAUAUACUUAGUGAGCGCUAUGCAAGACAUCUCGAGACGAAACAGAAGUGUUUGCCUGAGAGCAGUAGUUCACAUCUUCUUGUUAGAACGGAUUCUGGUUGUGUUGAGCAUGGUAAAGAUAUUUUUUCUGAUGAUGAGAAAUGGGAUGACUUCAGUGAAAAUAGUAUACGUCAAGCCUUUAAUGAUAUUCUUGAGCUCAAGAAGAUGGCUAAACUGGUGGCCCCCAAACGUACGAAACCCAGCUCUCGGGAAUGGUCAAACAGAGAUAUAGUUGAUGAGGGGAGUGAAACUGUUCCACUUGCUGCAAUUCGCUCAGAGAACAUUCAAAAUCCUUGUGUGGAUCAAGUUAAAGAUACAUCUCGACGAUCAGGGCACUAUCGUCUUCAUCAAACUAUUAACCCUUUAGAUGGAGACGACAAUGGUAAUAUACAAGUACGGAAAUCUCUGGCAGUUUCUACUGCUGUAGAGCUGUUAAAGCUUGUCUUUCUGAGCAUGCCCACUGCACUUGGUAUGCCAAAUCUGCUGGAAGAUACAUUAAGACGAUAUUCAGAGAGAGACCUGUUUACAGCCUAUAGCUACCUCCGAGACAAGAAGUUCCUGGUUGGUGGAAGUGGUGGACAGCCAUUUGUGCUUUCUCAGAACUUUUUACAUAGUAUGUCAAAGUCUCCAUUCCCGGUUAAUACUGGGACAAGAGCAGCCAAGUUCUCCAGUUGGCUUCUAGAUAAUGAAAGAGACCUGAUGGCUGAGGGAGUCGCUCUCACUUCGGAUUUGCAAUGUGGCGAUGUAUUGAAUUUCUUUUCACUGGUUUCGUCUGGUGAGCUCUCUAUAUCUGUAUCCCUGCCGGAAGAAGGUGUUGGAGAGCCCGGAGAUCGAAGAGGUUUAAAACGUAGAGCUGAUGAGAUAGAAGAACCCGAAGCUGAUAGUGCUAAGAAACAAAAGCUACUCGGCGAAGGUGAAAUCAAUUUCCGAAAGGAAAAGGGUUUCCCUGGUAUAUCAGUAUCUGUUCGACGUGUAAGUCUACAAACAGCUAACGCAAUAGAGUUGUUUAAAGACGAUGACUCUCGCACUGAUGAACUUCACUUCAACCGGGGGGAAACAAAUUGUGGCUGUGAACCUGAUGAUUUGAAGGAACUUUUCGACUCUACAGAUGCUACCGUCAUACCGAGUAGUCUAGGUGAUUCUCCCUGGAAAGCGGUGGCCAAUUAUGCUAAUGUUGUUAUGGCCAAAUCUGCAGGCGAGCAAGUGAGUGUAUUCAGUCCUGGUGUUUUUGAAACCGUGUCCAAUGCCCUUCAGAAGGCUGGUGACCAAGGUCUGAGUAUUGAAGAAGUCCACCGUCUUAUUGAUAUUCCAGGCCAGGAAACUUCUGAUUGUGUUGUAAAUGUCCUUCAAACAUUUCGGAUAGCUUUGAAGGUAAAUGGGUAUGAUAAUUCCCGUCUUGUCCAUUCCUUCUACCGAUCGAAGUACUUCUUGACAUUUGAGGAAGGUAAAACCUCAGAGGAUAAUCUUCAACGGCCUCUACCAGUGAAUUACCUAGAGAAAGCUGUUGGGGAACAUAGGUCAAACGAUGCCUCUAGGAUCAGCAUUGCUUCACAGGACGAGCGUGAGCACGUUGCUGGUAACAGCGUUCACAAGGUUACGAUUCUUAACCUUCCUGAAACUGCUCAAACAAGCGGUUUGCACGAAGCCCCAUCUGUUACAUUUGGAAUGAGUUUUGGAGGUGAAACAAAGGAGCUGACUUGUGAGAAAUCACCUAUGCCUAUAUAUCCAUGGGUAAACGCAGAUGGGUCCAUAAAUAAAAUCGUCUUUGAUGGACUUGUGCGCCGUGUUCUAGGUACCGUGAUGCAAAAUCCCGGUAUACCCGAGGACGAGAUCAUAAACCUAAUGGAUGUACUAAAUCCCCAGAGCUGUAGGAAGCUUCUGGAGUUGAUGAGGCUCGAUGGGUAUUUGAAAGUGAGGGAAAUGAUGCAAACCAAGUUCACUGGUCCUCCGUCUCUGCUAACCAGUCUUCUCAUAACCGGCCCCAAAACACCGGAGCUAAUCAGCCGCAAACACUUGUUUGCUAACUCCAAGGGACUCUUUGCCUUAUAAAUGUAGUAACUAGGUUGGUGUUGUGUGGAAGAGGCAGUGGAGUGUUGGAUCCCACGCGAGUGUCUCAUAAACGGCUACAAGGUCGAGCUCCAAAAGUGAAUUACAAUGACAACAGACACGAGUACCAUUUGGCUUAUUAUCUCACAUAUAAUAUUUAUCCAAAAUAGGCUAUUUUGUCCAAUCGAUUCCACUUCCACAAAUUCACAAGGUCCGAAAGCAUCCUUAUUCGCUAUACAUCAAGAAGUUGUUCGUAAAGAUGUCGAGCGUGCUUUUGGGUAUUACAAGCUGGAUUUGCCAUAGUCAAAAUUCCAGCUCUUUUGUGAGAUAAAAUAAAAUUUGGAAAAAUAAUGAGAGCAUGCAUCAUUCUACAUAAUAUGUUCGUUGAAGACGAACGAGAUAAGUACAAUCAAUUUGAUGUAUUGGUUUUCGCACAACCGGAUUCAAACCGAAGUUCACAAGUGGAUUUCUUCACAUAUUCUACGAAUAUGCCU